AUGUUGGAAAUUAUCAAUUUACAAGAUUUGAUGGAUUACGGUGAAAAAUUCUUAAGUAAGUACUUCUUACUAUUACCCAAUGAUAUCAUAAUUGAAAUUAUUAAAGGUUUACCGCCUAAAGCUAUUGAGUUCUUUAUGAAUUCAAAUUUAUUUGAACCACCUGUUUAUGAUGAAUUCAUAGGUUGUAUCCAAAUAUUAAGAUGCGGUGAUCAAAAUGCAUAUGUGAGUGCAAAAGUGAAUAACACAUGGAUUCUUUUGGAUCAUAUCUCUGAUAAUUAUCUGCCUAGAGUUGUUAAUAUUGAGGGAACAACUCAUGAUGUAUCAAAAUAUAUCAUUGAUAAUUUCGAUUAUUUCAAAUUGUUAAACGAUAUUAGACUUGUUUUGACUGUUGAUUUAAAGGAUCCACCAAACAUCACAAUAUCUAAGAAACUUACUCAACUUUCAAAUUUAACACUGGUAACCAUUAAGUUUUAUUUACUCGAGGAUUUACAAUAUAUCUCACCAACGUUUUCUAACUGUAACGAUCUACAAAAGUUUUCCCAAACUUUAGGUAAACCACAAAAUUUAAAUCAUAUAUGUGAAAAUUUACCUUUAUCAAUCUACGGCUUGAAGUUUUCGAAAGUGUUCCAAUUAACUAAAUUUAACCAUUUCACCAAUUUGAAGUCUUUACAUAUUAACUUGGAAUCAUUCACUUCUCUAGUGACUUUUCCAAGCACUUUAGAAGAUGUAUCCUUCAUAAGAUGCAACUUUUAUCAUGAUGAUGCAAGAAUACCUCAUUGGCCAGCGGGUCUAAAAACUAUCCAUAUUGAAGAAUGUUCAAAUAUUUCAUGGAAACAAAAUGUUAGCAUAUACGAAUGGCCAGUUAAUUUACAAAAGUUAAUUAUAAUCAAGAGUGGGUUGGAAAAAUUACCGGUGGGUGCUUUACCUUCUUGCUUAGUACAUCUUGAAAUAAAUGAGAUGGGUGGAAAAAGAGUCGUUUUGUCAGAUUCACUGAACCUACAGAUAGAGUUCCCUGAAUCGUUAACCACUUUAAAACUUGAAAAUGUUAUACUUUAUAAUGAAGGAUUCGUUCAAUUUCCUCCAAAACUAAUACACUUGACUGUUUCCCGAAGUGUAUUUUCCUUGUGUUACAGUAUAUUCCCUCCGACAUUAGAGUAUUUAAAAUUGGAUUCUGAUGGUAUAAUUGAUUUAGCCAUUUAUGAAAAUGAGAAAAUGAAUAAAGAUUGGUAUCAAUUAAUCAACUUGAAACAAUUGAUAUUGUCCAACAAUUCUAUUGGCUAUAAUGGAAUAGAAGGAUGGUUGCCACCUCCUAAUGUUCAGUAUUUAGAUUUAAGUUACAAUGGAAUACGUCAGUUGAGUAUUAAUUUGUUUAAACCAAUUGCAAAACACUAUACCAAGGAACUAGAACACAUUGAUAUAAGUCAUUGUGACAUUGGUUCUUUACUGAGAGAUUUUUAUUUACCUGAUAAUAUUAAAUCUAUCUAUGUCAAAUGUCAGUGUGCUGAUUUUAAUAACUUACAGAAGAAGAUAGAUAAUUUAAUUUACUCUCAAAGAAAGGCUAACUUAAGAGUAUAA
Molecule: messenger RNA, 1575 nt
Organism: Scheffersomyces coipomensis
Lineage: Eukaryota; Fungi; Ascomycota; Pichiomycetes; Serinales; Debaryomycetaceae
Exons: 1
Coding region: 1-1575 (524 amino acids)
Source: RefSeq, a predicted model, not a curated record